This is a messenger RNA of Dendrobium catenatum, 768 nucleotides long. Its product is annotated as putative hydrolase C777.06c. The transcript has a single exon. The record is from RefSeq and is a predicted model, not a curated record. The annotation marks the transcript as partial. NCBI's taxonomy places the organism in Eukaryota, Viridiplantae, Streptophyta, Magnoliopsida, Asparagales, Orchidaceae.
UUUGAGGAACCAAAUAACACAAAAAAAAUUCUCCGGUGUCUUAUCCUCAAACAAACAAAGCCGAAGGCGCUAUCUCAAAACGGCGAUCUCAAAGUGGACGGCGAAGAAUUUGACAAUGGCGUAUCCUCGCUAAUUUUCCUCGGCAUUGGCUGCUCCAGUGCGGUACCCAACGCCCGGUGCCUUAUCCUUCCGACCGAUCUCCCAUGUCAGGUCUGCUCCCAAUCGCUCUCCCUGCCUCCGGAGAAAAACCCUAAUUACAGUUGCAACACUUCUCUCUUGAUUGAUUAUGUCGAUAAAAAUGGCGCCCACAAGUAUAUAAUGAUUGAUGUUGGCAAAACAUUUAGAGAACAAGUUCUGCGAUGGUUUACGCACCAUAAAAUUCCUCGCGUAGAUUCGAUUAUUUUGACUCACGAACAUGCAGAUGCUGUGCUAGGUUUGGAUGAAAUCCGUGCAGUGCAGCCAUUCAGUCCAACAAAUGAAAUUGAUCCAACUCCAAUUUACAUCACUCAACAUGCAAUGGAAAGUCUUGUAGAACACUUUCCUUACUUGGUUAAGAGCUUCUCCAGCCGUUCCGCAAACAGGCGAAUGGAGAGCCUCAGACACCAUUUUUCCCGGCAUUCAGUCUGAUGAACAGUGCGAUGCGACAUUGGCGUCCCACUCAUUCUGAUAAAAACGCGAAAGAAAAGACAAUGAUUUUGGGGCAAAAUGACAUUACACUAGAGAUGAAUCACGACACUUUUUGAUUUUACUGCAUUUUGCAGUAAAAAA